UAAUAUUAGUGCAGAACACUGUACCUUUAAUUUAAAUGCCCUUGGAGUCUGCUAGGGAAGAGAAAUAAUACUGUCAGUCAGUAUGACAUGCAGAUGAGUGCCGUCGAUCUUAGAAUCACCGCACACUUCACUCAUUUGGCCAGUCACGGGGCCAAAACCAGUGUUUGGAGCCACAGUGUGUGGCGGUGGAGGCAGCAGCAAUUGGGAGGCCAUACAGCAACUUAUGACAAAAUGGAAACCAGCAGGAGUGUGAGGAGACCUCAAAGUGGCACAUGGCAGAGUGGGAGCAAUGGGAGAGUGGGAGCAAUGGGAGGCGGUACAGGGACCCAU
Molecule: messenger RNA, 330 nt
Organism: Staurois parvus
Lineage: Eukaryota; Metazoa; Chordata; Amphibia; Anura; Ranidae
Source: the annotation of a GenBank genome assembly